Messenger RNA from Colletotrichum paranaense, 1623 nucleotides. RefSeq names its product cytochrome P450. Lineage: Eukaryota; Fungi; Ascomycota; Sordariomycetes; Glomerellales; Glomerellaceae. Gene Ontology annotation, molecular function: oxidoreductase activity, acting on paired donors, with incorporation or reduction of molecular oxygen; iron ion binding; heme binding. The coding region runs from base 1 to 1623 and encodes 540 amino acids. The record is from RefSeq and is a predicted model, not a curated record. The transcript has 4 exons.
AUGGCACUCCUGUUUCUGAUCCCGCUGGCGAUAUUAGGUAUUGCCAUCUUCAAGCUGCGGAAUGUCGGCCGACGGCCCAAGAACUAUCCUCCGGGACCUCCCACGUUACCACUGAUCGGAAAUUUGCACCAGAUUCCACCGACGCAAUCGCAUCAUCAGUUCAAGAAAUGGGCUAAAGAGUAUGGCCCAGUUUACUCGCUCAUUCUUGGCACCAAGGUCAUGAUUGUGCUCUCGUCCGACCAAGCAGUCAAGGAUCUCUUGGACAAACGCAGCAACAUUUACUCCUCUCGCACCGAUCUCUACCUCGGAAAUGUAGUCAGCGGCAAUCUCCGCGUCGUCAUGAUGCAAUACGGCGAAACCUGGCGCAUGAUCCGAAAGAUAUUCCACCAAGUCCUACACAUCAAUGCCGCCAAGGGCUACGUACCAUACCAAGACCUCGAAAGCAAGCAGAUGCUAUCCGGGUUCCUGGAAGAGCCCGACUUCUUUGUCGCUCACAUCCGUCGCUUCACGACCUCGCUGACGACGCAGAUGGUAUUUGGCUUCCGCACAACGAGCAUACAUGACGAGAAGCUGAAGAGGCUGUAUCACUGCGUUGAGAAAUGGAGCGAGGUCGUGGGUUCCUCUGCGGCUGCUAUGCUGGAUGUGUACCCACCCCUGAGGAACCUCGGGUUCAUGUCGCCCGGGAAAAGAUAUGCUGAGGCGCUGCAUAAGGAAGAGAGGGCUCUGUACGUUGGUCACUGGAUGGAUGCAAAAGAGCGUGUUCUUAAGGGCACAGCGAAACCCUGUUUCUGCGUAGGCAUCGUCGAAAGCCAAAAGACUCUCGGUUUCUCCGACGCCCUAGCCGGCUACAUCUCUGGAUCCGCGCUUGAGGCUGGUUCGGACACCACCGCAUCCACGCUGACUGGCUUCGUCCAAGCCAUGAUUCUACAUCCAUCGGUACAGAGGCAAGCCCAGGACGAGCUGGAUCGAAUUUGCGGUACCAAGAGACUCCCGAACAUGGACGACUGGGACUCGAUGCCCUACAUACGGGCAUGCGUUAAGGAGUCCCUGCGUUGGAUGCCGACUGCGAUCCUCGGCCUGCCGCACGCCGUCAUACAGGACGACGAAUACAUGGGCUACAAAAUUCCCAAGGGCGCAGGCGUCAUGCUGAAUGUAUGGGCCAUCAACAUGGACGAGAACCGGUUCGAGAAUCCCCGCGCUUUUGACCCUUCUCGUUACGAAGGCGACGAACAGAACUCGUUUGAGUCAGCGAUGAACGGCGACGCGUCGAAGCGCGAUCACUACGUCUUUGGUGCUGGUCGACGGCUCUGCCAGGGAACGCAUAUCGCUGAUCGAUCGCUGUUCCUGAGUAUUUCGAGGCUGUUGUGGGCUUUCAGUCUUGAGAAAGCAGUUGAUACUGAGGGAAAUGAGAUUACACCAAACGCGGAUGACCUUACUGACGGGUUUCUGGUCCAGCCGAAGCCGUUCCCUGCGAAGAUUACGCCGAGGAGUGAUGCUCAUGUCCAGGUCAUCCGAAGGGAGUGGGAGGCGAGUCAGGCGCUUCUGGACGAGAGUAAGCAGUGGAAGGAGAUCCCGAGCGGAAUGGUUUUUGAGUCAUUGGUUUCGUUGGAUCUCAAGGAAUGA